AUGUUGUUGAAGGGUGUUACCAAGUUCAACCCUUUAAAGCAUCUUAGGCGAAGUGACAUUGUGUUCUACCCAGGCUGGGCCAUUGUCAUCAACCGGUGGUCUAAAACCAUCCAGUUUAGUCAACGUCUCCUUACUGUACCACUACCUCUCAUCCCAGGUCACCCACUGUGUCCCUAUUCUGCACUACAGCAUGCCUUCAAGCUUGUGCCAGCCACCCUGUCUGGUCCAGCCUUCGUCUUGUCAGCACCCUCAAGGAGGGGCCUAAUACCAUUCACAUAUGCCAAGUUCGACAGCCUUCUUAAAUCAGUGGCUUCCACAGCAGGUUUAGACCCAUCCCGCAUCAGUGGUCACAGCCUUCGUUCAGGGGGUGCCACCCUAGCCUUUCAAGCUAACAUUCCUGAGGAGUUUAUU
This is a messenger RNA of Porites lobata, 411 nucleotides long. The record is from the annotation of a GenBank genome assembly. NCBI's taxonomy places the organism in Eukaryota, Metazoa, Cnidaria, Anthozoa, Scleractinia, Poritidae.